This is a messenger RNA of Diospyros lotus (date-plum), 1115 nucleotides long. Its product is annotated as vesicle transport v-SNARE 13. Gene Ontology annotation, cellular component: late endosome membrane; Golgi apparatus; ER to Golgi transport vesicle membrane. Bases 203 to 868 code for a protein of 221 amino acids. The record is from RefSeq and is a predicted model, not a curated record. The transcript is spliced from 6 exons. Lineage: Eukaryota; Viridiplantae; Streptophyta; Magnoliopsida; Ericales; Ebenaceae. Gene Ontology annotation, molecular function: SNAP receptor activity; SNARE binding. Gene Ontology annotation, biological process: vesicle fusion; vesicle-mediated transport; intracellular protein transport.
GAGUGGCCCGUGAGCUUCGUUGUGUGGGAAAAAGGAAGGAAAAAAACAACCUUUCUACGUAUUAUCAUUCCAGAUCCACCACCGGUGUCCGGCGAUCUCCCGAGCACGUCCCCGAUCUUCGGCGAGGUCAAGAUUUUUCGAUCAGAGCAUUUACCGAAAGGACAGGAAGAAGGGGGUAUUUUUGGAGUUUUUAUCUGACGCGAUGAGUAACGUAUUUGAAGGCUACGAGCGCCAAUACUGUGAGCUCUCCGCCAAUUUGUCCAAAAAAUGCACCUCUGCCAGUCUUCUUGACGGAGAGCAAAAGAAGCAAAAGAUUUCUGAAAUAAAAGCUGGAGUAGAUGAAGCAGAAUCCUUGAUCCGAAAAAUGGACCUCGAGGCAAGAAGUUUGCAGCCAAAUGUGAAGGCUGUACUUCUUGCUAAGUUAAGGGAAUAUAAGUCUGAUUUAAACAACUUGAAAGCUGAAGUAAAACGGGUUACAUCAAGUAACCUAAACCAGUCUGCUCGGGAUGAAUUGUUGGAAUCUGGAAUGGCAGAUGCGCUAACGGUAUCUUCUGAUCAGAGGGCUAGAUUGUUACUAUCUACGGAGAGAGUAAACAAGACCAGUGACAGAGUUAGAGAGAGUAGAAGGACCAUGCUGGAGACAGAGGAGCUUGGUGUUUCAAUUCUUCAGGAUUUGCAUCAGCAGCGCCAGUCUCUCUUACACGCUAAUAACACGCUCCAUGGAGUUGAUGACAACAUUGGCAGGAGCAAGAAAAUUUUAACUAACAUAUCAAGAAGGAUGAACAGGAACAAGUGGAUUAUUGGCUCCAUAGUUGCAGUCCUUGUUCUUGCUGUCAUCUUGAUCUUGUACUUCAAACUUUCCAAAUAGACCAGAUUUUUCUUUUUCAUUUUUGGGCUGGCUGGCUGGCUCUGGAGAAACAGAAGUUUUUUCUUUCUUGGCUCUUUGUUGUGUGUUUGAUUCUGCAAGUUUGCUAGUGAGUUUUGAGAGUCCUAUAAUCAAAUGAAAAGCUGCUCUUGCCUUGUAUGUUCUCCUCGGACUUGUUCAUAGCUUUGUCUACCAGCACGCGAGGGACGCUGUUCUGGCUGAAAUCUUAAAACGCUUGCUUGUUUGUGUU